AGCAGUUCCCUACCCUCUUCCCCACCACUUCUCCCGUCGCUCUAUCUCGCUGCAACAUCGCCGCGAAUAUGUUCAAGCCUUCAUCUCCGCUGUUCGGGGGUCUCCUCUGGAAGACCCCGUGGCGCAUCUCGUCGCCCCAGAAGGCCCGCCAAAGGAAGCGCCUGCGCGCCGUCGACCAGGUAGUGGACACUGUCUCCGCGGCUCUCGCCCGCCAAGGCCAGUCAACGAAAUCCAUCAACCGGUGGUACGACGAGAUGCCGCGCGAGCAGGAAAUGCUGCCCAAGGAUAAAUACACGAUCUUCGACAAGAAGGAGCGCCGUUACCGCAAGAGCAUUCACAAACUGCCCAAGUGGACGCGGGUCAGCCAACGUGUCAACCCUCCUGGUUUCUAAGCGCGCGUUUCUGGAGGCAAUACUCCUAUUUCGAUACCGAUCGUGGCGGACGACAUCUCCCUGGUGGAUGCGAGUAUAUGUUGGGCUCGCCGCUGUACGGAAUGCGGACUCGGAGGUCGUGCCGUCGCAUAUGUGUGAGGCGAAUACUGCAAGGAUUACUGGAGUUCUCGGCAAUUGGGGAAUAUGCACCAUGAUUGCAUUGUAUUAUAAUGUUACCUACAAUUCCCACUUUCUUGUUUGACAGCGUAUGGGUACGAGUGGUCAUUUCAUGGACUUGCUGCGAUGGUGUAAUUCAUAAGUCUGAGUUUAAAGAUGGACUGCUGUGAUCGCUCUGACAUGGUUGAACAAAAGAAUG
Aspergillus campestris IBT 28561 is the source of this 747-nucleotide messenger RNA. RefSeq names its product mitochondrial 54S ribosomal protein mL60. Gene Ontology annotation, cellular component: mitochondrial large ribosomal subunit. The transcript is spliced from 3 exons. Gene Ontology annotation, molecular function: structural constituent of ribosome. NCBI's taxonomy places the organism in Eukaryota, Fungi, Ascomycota, Eurotiomycetes, Eurotiales, Aspergillaceae. The coding region runs from base 69 to 392 and encodes 107 amino acids. The record is from RefSeq and is a predicted model, not a curated record.